AUGCAAUAAAUGAAUUUAACUUAGGCGAUAAUGAAACAAUAUAAAAAAGAGCUAACAGAUUUCUAAGCAACUAUAAAUCCUAUAAUUAAUAGUUUUAAUGAAUAAUUUGUCUUAUCAUUCACAAUAAAGAACAUCAUUUUAAAAUAUAUCUAAAUAUUUACAGAAUAAAAUGAUUUUCGCUUGAUGGGAAUAACAUUAAAUAUAUAGGAAGAAUUAAAUAAAUAUCUCUCAAAAAUACCUCUAAAUACUUUCUUUUCAUAAAGGAUUUGGGAUUUAUCUUUUUCAAGUAAAUUUUUCCUAUUUAAAGUUAGAAUAAUUUCAAUAAAAAUUAGCUUUAUUAAAAGAUGACGAUUUAAUACGAGUUUUAUUUGUAAUCAAAGUCUUAGUUUAGGGAAAAUUUAAUACAUUAAAUUAAUUAUGGUUUUCUAUACGACCUCUUUAAGUUGGUAGUAUAAAAUUUCCAUAUUAAUAUGAUUUUGAAUUAGAAUUGAAACUUGAAAAGAGAGAGAUUAUAUAAUUUUAAAUAUUUCCAAAAAAAUAUCCAAUCAUGAAUGAUUCAGAGCAUCCAAUUUAAUUUGAAUAUGUCCAUGAAAUGAUUUUUGUUGAUAUAGUUGAUAAAAAAAAUAAGAAUGAUUUGUCACAAUAUGAAAAAUAUCUAAAAGCAUAAUAAAGCAAACCAAAUUUUUUUACUGACAUGAAAUAUAUACAAGAAUCUAGUUUUGAUAAAAAAAGAACAAAAUAUUAAAGAAUUGGAGAAACCCCUUAAAUUGAUAAUUUAAUUAUAGGUCCAAGAAUGUUUAAACCAUUAAUUUGUUAAGGGAAUUAAUACAGUUAUAAUUAAAAAUUGAAUUUAUGGAUGACUUUAGAAGAUGAAAAUAAGUAUUAUAAAAAAUUAUAAUAAAUUGAAGAGAUUAGAACAAAUAAUUAUUAAAUAAAAAAAUAUUGUAAAUUACCUUCAUCAUAAUAAUUAUUAACAAUAAUAAAAAAUAUUCCAAAUUUUAAAGUAAAACUAACAUAAUAAUAAUAAAAAAUAAUUUCACAUGAAGAAGAUGCUUUAGUAAUUGGAAGAAGUGGAACAGGUAAGACUACAUGUGCUUUAUUAAAAUUGUUUUCUACUGAUAUUUUGUAUAAAUUAAGAAUUAAACUAAAUUAAAUAAAAAAUACUUCAUCUGAUAUUUAAUUAUAAUAAUAAGAUUAAGAUACUUAAUUGAAAACAAUAUUUGUAACUGCAAGUCCAUUAUUAGCUUGUCAAGUUAAAAGAUUAUAUGAUUAAUUAGUAAAUAAUAUCUAAAAUACUAUAAAUUCUAAAAGAUAAAGAUAAAAAUAAAAAUAAUAGGAAAAUGUUGAUUAAUAAAAUAUUGACUUUGAAUAAAGCACUUUUUAAAUAAUUGAGGCACUAUAAUAAAAUGAUGAAGAGAAUGAUAAUAAAAAUUAAUAAGAAGAAGAAAAUGAGUUAGAAGAUAGAGAAAUUGAUGAAUUCGAAAAGGAAAUGGGAAAAUUUAAUAAAUUCAGUGAAAUUUAAUAAUAUCCAGUAUUCUUAACUUUAAGAAAAUUGUUAGCUCUUAUUGAUUCUUCACUUCUUAAUUCAUUUUUUAAAAUAUAAGGUGGAUAUUAAAAUAAAUUAUCAUAAUGGCAUAAUGAAUCUUCUGGACUUAUGACUUUGGAUUAAACUCAAGAUAAAUAGGCAUUUAAUGAAGAUCUUCUUCAUUAACAUAUUAGAUUAAUGGAUAAUUAAGAUUUUAUUGAAACAAAUAUGUAAGAAGUUACUUUGGAUGUAUUUGAGAGAGUAUUUUGGCCUAAAAUUGUUAGGGAAUUGAAAAAAGAAUAUAUUGAUGUUUCAACUUUUGAUCCUACUUUGAUAUGGAGUGAAAUUUGCACAAAAAUAAAAGGUCAUGAAACUUCACAUGAAUAUCCUGAAAAAUAUAUGAAUUUUGAGAAUUAUUCUUAUUAUUAUAGAGUUUUAUCAGAAGUUUAAACAAAAUUACUUUAUAAAGCAUUCUAAACUUAUGAAAGAUUAAAAUAAAGUUAUGGUUAUUAUGAUUUGUUAGAUAUUGUAAAUCAUAUUAAUUAUGAAUUAACUUAAGGUAAUGAUGUAAUAGAAAGUGUUCAUUAUUUAAUGUUAGAUGAAUUAUAAGAUGUACCUAGAGCUACUUUAGUAUUAUUAGAUAGAAUGGCUGAAUUCGGAUUAUUUUGUUGUGGAGAUAAUGCAUAAAAUAUUGCUAAAGGAAUUGGAUUUAAGUUUUUUGAAGUUUAACAUUGUAUAUCAAAUUUCAGAGGACGAUAGAAAAGAAGAGAAUCAAAUCUAACCUUAUUUGAUCUAAAUAUUAAUUUUAGAUCACAUAAUUAAAUUCUUUAAUUAGCUAAUUCUGUAAUCAGAAUUUUAGAAAUUUUCUUUCCUUAUAAAAUAGAUAAAUUAAUGAAAGAAAUUUCUGAUUUAUCUGGUCCUAAACCAAUUAUAUUAUAAACAGAAGAUUGUUUAGAUUUAUUAUCAUAUAUUUAAGAGUUUUUUACAAAUGAAAGAAAGGUAGUUGAAUUUGGAUGUAAUUAAGCUGUUAUUGUUAAAGAUUAAGAAUCUAAAGAAAAAUUACCUUAAGAAUUAUAAAAUGCAUUAGUUUUAACAAUAUAUGAAGCUAAAGGUCUUGAAUUUGAGGAUGUAAUUUUGUAUAAUUUCUUUAAUGAUUGCACAAUAACUAUUGAAGAUUGGAAAUCUUUAAAUGAAUUGGAAAUCUCAUAGAUCUAUAUGACUGAAGAAUAAUUAAAUAACUUUAAAACAAGUAUUAUUUAUAUAUAUUAAUUUCAUAGUUCAUUCAACUGAUAUAAUAGUAUCAGAUUAUGAUAAUUAAAAAAAAUUAGUUGGAAUAAAAUAAAUUAAAUUAAAAAGUACAGGAAGGUUUAAAUAAAAUGUAGAUAAAUUUUAAGAAUAUAUGUCAUUAUGUUAAGAUUUAAAAUAACUAUAUGUUGCUAUAACAAGACCUAAGAAAAGAUUAAUAAUUUUUGAUUAAUCUAUAUAAAAGAGAUAAAUAAUACAAUCUCUUUGGGAGAAAUUAGAUGUUGUUGAAGUUAUUUAGAAAAAGAAUAUAAAAGUUUCUGACACAUAAUUUAUUCUUGAUCAUACAAUAGAUAACAAAGCUAAUUGGAAAAAAUAAGGAUAUAAAAUGUUUAGACUUAAUAAUUAUGAUUAAGCAGCUAAGUGUUUUAGAUUUUCUGGUGAUGAAGAAUUAUCAAUAAAAUCUACUGCAUAUUUUUUAGCUACUUAAGCCAACAUUUUUAAUGAAAAUUAUACAAAUUAUAUUUAGGCUGCUAAAUUAUUUGAGAAAAUUAAUAUUCCUUUAAGAGCAGCAUAAUGUUAUUUUUCAGGAAAAGAAUAUGGUAAAGCUUAUGAAUUAUAUAAAUAAACUGAUCUUAAGAGUGAAACAGCAGAAUCUGCAUAUUUUGCAGAAUAUUUUGAUGAAGCAGCAGAUUUAUUUUAUUAAAUUAAUGAUAUUAGAAGAGCUCUAGAUUGUUAUAAGAAAGCUAAUAAUUGGGACAGAAUUAUUGAAUUAUUAAAUUAACAUAAAAAUGAAUUUACAAUCGAAGAAAGAAUGGCUUUUUUAAAUAAAUUCUUUCCAAGUUUUCUAUAAGAAAUGACUGAUUAAAUUGAAUAAGAAGAAAAAGAAAUAGAAUAACAAUAACAAUAACAAAAUUUAAUUGAUGAGAGAUCAAUAGAAUAAGAAAAUAAUAAUGAUUAAUCUUAAAGUUUCCAAAUUGAAAAUUCAUAAAUAAAUGAAUCUAAACAAAUUUAAGAAGUUUAAGAUUCAAAAGAUAAUGAAAGUUCGUAAAUAAAUAUUAUUUAAUAAGAAAAACAAUAAAUUAUUGAAUUAGAUGAUUCAGAAUCUUUUGUUGUUUAAAAUGAAGAAUCAUUCGAACAUCUAUCAAUUUUUGAUCCUGAAGAUGAAUGGUUAAAAAGCAAUAAAUAAACAUUAAUAAAAUCUAUUGCCUCAUCUAGUGUUGAAUCACAAUUUUCAAAUGUUUUAUUAAUGAAUUAACCUUCAAAUGUAUCUUUAUUAAAGUCAAAAUCAAAUAUCUUUAUUAAAAAUAAUGUUUUGCAAUAAUUAAUUUAAAAGUUUUAAUACUUUUCUGAUGAAUUUAAAACUCAUAUAGAAAAAUAAUAACAUAAAGCUACUUUAUUAUCUAAUAGAACAGGUGAAGAAAAAGAAUUUGAUUAUAUGAUUAACUUCUUAUAUGAUUUAGAUAAUAUAGAAAUAGAUACUAUUUAUUUAAUUCUAGAUCUAUUGGAAUAAUUUAAAAGCUAUAAAUUAUGCAUUUUUGUUUGUAACUAAUUUAAAUUAGCCUAACAUGUAGGUAGAUAUUUGGUUUCCUUAACAUCACUUUAUACACCUUUAACAAGAAGUUCCUUGAAAAAUAAUCUUUAGAUUAUUGCAAAUAAACUAUAUAGAAAAUAAAUAUUAGAAUAAGCAGCAGUAUCUUAAUUAGCUGUUAAUAAUAUAUUGGAAUCUAUAAAUCCUUAAUUUUUAUAAUUUAAAUAUGAAGAACAAUUUAAUGUAACUAAUAGUUUUGGAAUUAAUUGCUAUAAAGAAUUGAUUGGUUUAGGCUUUUGGAAAACAGUCAUUUAUCAAUUAAAUUAUGAGCAUGCAUUAAAUUUAUGUAAAUCCUUUAAUAGUUUCAAAGAUAUUAUAAUAAUUAUGUAAAAAAUUAAAGAAAAUAGAUAAAAUAAGACAAUUAGUGAAGAGGAAGAAUUUAUUUUAAAUAAAUAUUAAUAUUUUAACUAAAUUUAAGAAGCUCUUUAAUUCUAAUAAUUAAACUUCAAUCCUAUAUUUUAGCCUACUAUUUAAUACUUCAAAAAUAAUUAAAAAUUAAAUUAGGAUACCAUAAAAGAAAUCAUAGUGAAUAGCAAUUUAUAAAAUUUGAAUUUAACCUACACUUAGUAAUUAAAGUAAAUAGAAACCAUAAUUUUAACUCAUUUAAUUUUAAAAUAAAUGGUAUCAUAAAAAAAUAACAAAAUACUAGAUAUUACAAAAAUUAUAGAAAUUUAAAUUUAUUUUCUAAAUCAGAUUCAAUUAUUUUCAUCAAAUUCUAAUAUUUUCGAUUCAUUCUCAUUCCUCUAUUAAUUUUCUUAACCUCAAGGAGAGAUCAUGAAUCAUUAUUCUUAAUUUUCGCUUGUAUAUUUAACUUCAGAUUUGGUACAAUAUUUACAUUAAGCAUCAAAAGAAAAAUAGAAGGAUAAUCAAAAUGUUUAAUAAUAAUAAUAAUAAAUAAAAUUUAUUGAUAUCGGAUUUGAGUAUAUAUUAACACCAUAUCAUGUUGUUAUGAAGGCUAUAAAUAAAUCAUUUAUUCAGACAUUAAAUGAUCUAUUUUAUAAUUUAUCAGAAAAAAUAUUGAAUUAUUACUCUAUUUAUACUAAUCAAAAUAAAUAAUUUCCUCAAAAUUAAUAUAUUGGAACUUUUUUACCAUAAUUCACACAAUUAUACUUUUUAGAGUAAAAAUAAAAAAAUAUAUUACCUUUGAUAUUUUAUCCUAAAUAAGUGAAUAUCUUAAAAUUUAAAAACUUCUGUGAUUCAGGUAUUAGAAAUUUGGAAAUUGAGAAACAUGCAUCUUCAAUUCUAAAUUAAAUAAAAUAAAUUCAUUAAUUAGAUUUUUUCAAGAUAUUAAUUAAAACUAACAUUAGAACUAAAAAUUUACCUACUUAAAUAAAAAAUUUAUUAAGAAAUGAAAGCAUUUCUCUUCUUUAAAAACCGAAAGAAAAACUUAACCAUCAAAAAAUUGUUCUAGCCGUUAAUUUAUUAAAUUACAUCGAUGAGCUUCCAAUAGCUAUUUUUACAUUAUAACAAUUAAAUAAACCUCAAGUUUUUAGUCCCUAUAUAAAAUAUAUGGAGUUCUUAGAAUGUUAAGAAUACAAUAUAACUGAAGACAUGUUUGAUUGUUUUAAUGAAUUCAGUUAAGAUCUCUAGAAUAAAUUAUACCUAGAUGAAUGGCAAUAUCACUUGAUUCGUGUAGGUUUAGCAAUUCUAAUUUCAAUUUUAGAAGAAAAGAAAUAAAAAUUGUUGAUACCUUGCUUAUAUGUGGAAUUCAUAAAAGGAGUAUAAGAUCAAAAGAUUGAGAUACCUAUUUAUAAAAUAUAAAAUCAUGAUAUCCUAACUGACUAUUUGGAUCUAUUAGGAUAAUUUCUUGAUAAUUGUAAUUCUGAACAUUAUGAAUUUCAUGGUAAUUUAUUACUUAUUAUUUUCAUAAUCAAUCUACCCAUUUUAACAAAAAAUGUAAUAGACUAAAUAUCUUAAAUAAUUCAAUUUGACUCUAAAUAUAAAUUUUAUCAAAAAAUUAAAUUAAUUUUAACAAAAGAUUUAUAAGGAAGAUAACAAGAGUAUAUAAAACAAUUUAAAUCAAUGUAUAUACAUUAAUAUUUUGAUUUAUAAAUAACAGAACUAGAAAUAAUCAAUACAAAAUAAUAAAAAGAGCUGGAAUAAAUUUAUAAUAAAUGUUUAUCGAACUGGGAAAAUUAUUAGAUCGAAGCUGAUUCUUUAAAAAAGAAUGGAAUAAACUUACUCAAAAAAUGGAUGAAACAUAAAUAAAUUAUAGCUAAAUCAAAAUAUUUAAUUAGAUCUUACCCCUUAUUUUAAUAAUAAUCUUGGAUUGUCAAAUUUUAACAAUUUUAUAAAUUGAAUCUUCGUGAGAUUUACAAAAAUUUGAAUAAAAAUUAAAAAAUAUUUGAAGUUAAUAUCAAAGAGACCUUUGCAUUAUAAGAGUAUUAUUUUUAUUUUAUAUUUAGAAAUAUUUUAAAUUAUAGACAUUAAGCAAUUGAUUCAAUAGAUCUUCAUUUUUGUAAUUAAUUAUUAGAUAAACUUUCUUAACUUGAAAUCUAAAUUCAAAAAGGUAUUGAUGUAAGUAAAUAAUUAUUGGAAUUAUCAAAUGAAUUUAUUGAUUGGAAAUAGAAUAUUCAAUAAUCCUAAAAUGAAUAAGACGAAUUAUUAGCUAGAAAUAAAGAAUUAUUAGCAAUAAAAUGGAAAAAUUUGAAAUCAGGUAUUAAAUUAAAAAAGAGAAUUGUACAAAAAGAAGAAAUUUAACCAAUUUAAGAAGAAGAAGAAGAAGAUUAAUAAUAAUGA
This is a messenger RNA of Paramecium sonneborni, 7097 nucleotides long. The record is from the annotation of a GenBank genome assembly. NCBI's taxonomy places the organism in Eukaryota, Ciliophora, Oligohymenophorea, Peniculida, Parameciidae.